This is a messenger RNA of Felis catus (domestic cat), 5371 nucleotides long. RefSeq names its product zinc finger CCHC-type containing 14 (gene ZCCHC14). The record is from RefSeq and is a predicted model, not a curated record. NCBI's taxonomy places the organism in Eukaryota, Metazoa, Chordata, Mammalia, Carnivora, Felidae. The transcript is spliced from 13 exons. Gene Ontology annotation, molecular function: zinc ion binding; nucleic acid binding; phosphatidylinositol binding. Bases 43 to 3327 code for a protein of 1094 amino acids.
GCGGCCCCCGGCCCCGGGGCGCGGCGCGGCGCGGGCGGCAGCAUGGUGGAGAAGCGCUGCCCGCUGCAGAGGGACGGCGUGUACCGCUGGUUCUCGGAGCUGCCGUCGCCGCAGCGCGUGGAGUUCCUGUGCGGCCUGCUGGACCUGUGCAUCCCGCUCGAGCUGCGCUUCCUCGGCUCGUGCCUCGAGGACCUGGCCCGCAAGGACUACCACUCGCUGCGCGACUCGGAGAUCAAGGCCAACAACCCGGCCGACCUGGGCAGCCUCACCAACCUGACGGACGAGGUGGUGCGCAGCAAGCUCCUGGUGUCGCUGGCGCUGCUGGGCUCGGAGCAGCGCGAGGCGGCGGGCGUGCUGUACCGCACGCUCACGCACAUCGACUCCAUCAUCCACAACUACGGGCUGCAGCUCAACGAGGGCCGCACGGGCGAUGAGUUCCUGCUGCUCUUCACCAUGGCCUCCAACCACCCGGCCUUCAGCUUCCACCAGAAGCAGGUGCUGCGCCAGGAGCUCACGCAGAUCCAGAGCAGCCUGAGCAGCGGCGGCGGUGGCGGCGGCGGCGGCGGCGGCGGGGGCCACGGCGGCAAGAGCGCGCUGCCCACCUGCCCGGCCUGCCACAAGGUAACUCCAAGAACCGAGGCUCCGGUCAGCAGCGUGAGUAAUAGUUUGGAGAACGCACUACACACAUCAGCACAUUCCACGGAGGAGUCGCUGCCCAAGAGGACUGUGGGGAAACACUCCAAAGUGAGUGUUGAAAAGAUAGACCUGAAGGGAUUGUCACACACAAAAAAUGAAAGAAAUGUUGAAUGUUCCUUUGAGGUCUUGUGGUCUGAUUCUUCAGUAACAUCAGUAACCAAAUCUUCCUCUGAAGUGACUGAAUUUAUGUCAAAGUUACCUCAGCUGUACCCUGAAGAAAAUCUGGAGAAAUUCAUUCCUUGCUUGGCUGGCCCAGAUUCCUUUUACGUAGAGCGAAGCCACAUGGAUCUGGAAGCGGACCUGAGGUAUUUGACUUCAUUACCUUCUCAUGUAUUGAAAAAUGACCACAUUAAGAAAUUUUUCAGCACUUCAUCUCCCACCCAACAGCUUCAAAGUCCAAGUCCUGGCACCCCUUCCCUUUCCAAAGUGGGCACCGUGAUGGGCGUGUCUGGAAGGCCCGUGUGUGGCGUGGCCGGCAUCCCCUCCUCUCAGAGCGGCGCCCAGCACCACAUGCAGCACUCGGCCGGCGCGGCCGCCUUGCCCCACUGCUCCCACGCGGGGGGUGCCGGCUCAGCCCUGGCCUACCGGGCCCAGAUGGACACGUCGCCCGCCAUCCUGAUGCCCUCCAGUCUGCAGACCCCUCAGACCCAGGAGCAGAAUGGGAUCUUAGACUGGCUUAGGAAACUGCGCUUGCACAAAUAUUACCCCGUCUUCAAACAGCUCACGAUGGAGAAGUUUCUGAGCCUUACUGAGGAAGAUCUAAAUAAAUUUGAAUCCCUCACCAUGGGAGCAAAGAAAAAACUCAAGACUCAGCUAGAGCUGGAGAAGGAGAAGUCAGAGAAACGGUGCCUGAACCCUGCAGCUCCACCCCCGGUCACCGGCAGCGGAGUGGCUCGCGUCCCCCCGACCAGCCACGUGGGUCCCGUGCAGACCGUGCGAGGCGCCCACGCUGCAGCGCUGCGGGUGGAAGUGGAGCAGCCCCCUCACCAGACGGCCCGGGAAGGCAGCUCCUCCGAGUGCUCCAGCUCCUCGCCCAGCCCGAUGGGGGUGCAGGCCCGGGAAGAGAGCUCGGACAGCGCCGAGGAGAACGACAGACGUGUGGAGAUUCACUUGGAGGGCUCGGACAAGGAGAAGCCCGUCAUGCUCCUGAACCACUUCCCUUCAAGCUCUGCCAGGCCCACGGCCCAGGUUCUCCCCGUGCAGAACGAGGCGGGCUCCAGUCCAUCGGGCCACCACGCCCUGCCCCCCCAGAUGAUGGCUGCGGCCUCACACCUGGCGCCCAUCCGGAUGCUGAAUUCCGUGCACAAGUCGGAGAGGGGGGGCGCGGACAUGAAGCUCCUCCCGCCUUCCGUGCACUCGCUGCUGUCUCUCGAAGAACGGAGUAAGCUCUCGGGACCAAGAGGCGGCAUCAAAGUGGACAAGAACUUCGGCCACGCUGUGAUCGACGCGGCCCCCACGCCCGGCCCCCAGCAGCCCCUGCAGGUCCUCUCCGCGCUUGCCGAGAGCAGCGCCGUGUCACCCACCGUCUCCUUUGGUCCCCGCGCCAAAGUCGUGCACACGUCUGCGCUGGACAGAGUCCUGAAGCCGGCCCCGCAGCCCGCCCCGGGCGGGGAGACCAGCACCGCUGCUGCGGGCACGUCCAGCACCGUCUUCCACGUGGCUCGGCCCCCCAUCAAACUCCUGGUGUCUUCAUCCGUCCCCGCGGAUUCUGCCAUUUCCGGGCAAACUCCCUGUUCUAAUAACGUGCAAAUAAGCGUGCCCCCUGCAAUAAUAAACCCCCGGACUGCCCUGUACACCGCCAACACCAAAGCUGCCUUCUCUGCGAUGAGCAGUGUGCCCGUGGGGCCCCUGCAGGGCGGCUUCUGUGCGAACAGCAACACUGCCUCCUCCAGCAGCCACCCCUCCACGUCCUUCGCCAGCAUGGCCACCGUGCCCAGCUGCCCGGCCCCCAGCUCCAGCCCCGCGCUCUCCUCGGCCCCCGAAAGCAGUUUCUACAGCGGCGGCGGCGGCUCCGGCUCCCCCGGGAACAUUCCCGCCUCCGCCCAGAACCACCACCACCACCACCACCAUCAGCAGCAGUCGGCGCCCCAGCAGCCCGCGCCCGCGCCGCCCCCGGGCUGCGUCGUGUGCACGUCGUGCGGGUGCAGCGGCAGCUGUGGCUCCAGCGGCCUGACCGUCAGCUACGCCAACUACUUCCAGCACCCGUUCUCGGGGCCGUCCGUCUUCCCCUUCCCCUUCCUGCCCUUCAGCCCCGUGUGCGGCAGCGGCUACGUGGGCGCCCAGCAGUACGGCGGCGGCGCCUUCCCCGUGGUGCACUCGCCCUAUGGCGGCGGCGUGCCCCCCGAGCCCGUGCUGGGCGGCCAGUCAGCCUUCGCCGUGCCGCCCGUGCAGAGCUUCAUGGCGGGCGCGGCGGGCGUGUACCAGGCGCCGGGGCUGGUGGGCGGUGGCGGCGGCGGCGGCGGCGGCGGCGGCCCGGGCCAUAAGAAGAGUGGCAACUUGUCGUGUUACAACUGCGGGGCCACGGGGCACCGCGCUCAGGACUGCAAGCAGCCGUCCAUGGACUUCAAUCGGCAAGGUACUUUUAGGUUGAAAUAUGCCCCUCCAGCAGAAAGUCUGGACUCCACAGACUGAUAUUUUCCUCUGGCAACAGAACACUAUUAAGCCAUGGAGACAUAAGGAAAUUAAAUACAAGACCGAGAAGUCUAGUUGCUGUUGAGCUUAAUAUUUUUAAUCCAAAGGUGCUUUACUUUACUAGACUGGAUAGAAAACCUAGUGUAGGAGUGCAUCAAACUCAGUUUUAUUGCCAAAAUCCUAGAUUGGAGCUUGACGUCAGGACUCGCCUGGUCGGCGCCUCCACCGUGGUCGCGAUGCAGAGACCUCCGUCUCCCGAGGAGCAUCGCCAUCCUCGGUCCUUCCAGGCUCACAUGUAAUUCCAGGGCAGCUACGCAAGAUCGGACUCGAGUACUGAGGGUCGGAGUUCCCUGCGUGGCGUUCCACCAGUCGGACUCUGGUCACCCCUGGGUGAGGGAAAAUGUCGCCUCUGUUUUGUUCUGUUUUUGUUUUGUUCUGUUCCUUGAGUGGUUAGACACUAAUCUCUCUGGGCUUUUUAAGGAUUGCACUACAGAAGAAUGUAAACUGAUGCCAGUCUCUGCGGUUUUGGGAGACAGACUCCCUGAGACCAGUCAGUGCAAGACACUCGGAGAAUCUGCGUUUAAGGAGUUGGCACCAGCAGGCCGCGUGACUUGGUACACGACAAAGAUGUCAGCGUCUCCUUCCCUUCUUAAAACACUUGCAGCAGUUUCAGGUUUUUCUUUUCCUUUUUUUUUUUUUUUUUGCGAAUACAUUUAAACUACGUUAUUAAAUAGAAAUAGUUACUCGCAACAACUUAAUAUCUUAAGGGUCCAAGUCCCAGAGAAUCCCUAGUUGUCAGAGCUUUGAGAAUCCUUCCUCCCCAGCCCGUCAGUAGCGUGGAGUCUUGGUCGUCUCCCACCGCGACGGAGCUCUCGCAGGGACAUGGUAACCGCUCGGCCUUCGUGGGCUGGCUCCGAGGGACGCUACGACACCCUUAGCAAAGUUGGCAAGUUCUUUUAUGUCACACGGAUCUCCCGAGGCCCCCAAGGCUGACUGCUAACGGAUUCACACUGGAGACAGACAUUUCAACAAUGAUACAGUCCUGUAACUUAGGAGCAAAAGAUUCGAAACGUUCUCCUGUCCACUUCUUUUGUAUUAGGCUGUGUAUUAAUGGUUAGUUCCGUGAGAAGUUACCUGGAAAACUACAAUAGAAAGUGGUAAGACUCUGAAAGAGGCCGCACCAACAGGACAGAGCCACAAGAUCUGCACAAGUGUGGUUUUAUCCAACGUGGGAAAGAAAUCCUCCCCACACAGCUCUCGGUGUCACCCCAUUGCAAUGAAAGUUGCUUGGUCUGAAAUGUAGGGACUUAAAUCUUCAAAGCUAAAGGGAGUUUUCUGCUCAAAUAACAAUAUUACUUUAAACACUAAAGCCUUCCAUAUUAAAAUACUGAUUGGUUAGGCCUUGCCCAGGGAUUUUGCAGUGGAGUACGUAUUAAAAAAAAAAAAAAAUCAUAAUACUCAGACCGUUCUUAAAAUGGGACAAUCAGCCUCAUGCCGAAUUGGUGUAAAUCAAAAGAAUACCCUAGAAUUUGAGGCACUGUGAUGUGAGGCUUCAAAUUUUAUGAUCCGUUUCCUGGCUGCAGAGAAACUAAAGCAGAGUUGUUACAUUUUUUAAUGAAAGGCUUUUAGUAGUUUUUUAGCGUUUUAUUUUAGUAGAGUUUCAUUUCUAUGCAAUGCAGAAUGGACAGACCUCUGUACGCGUCUCUCUUCCCAGUGCACAGUAUUACGUACGGUUUUGAAGCAAUGGUGAUGCUUACGGCAACUUUUUUGGGGGAAUGUGACAUUGAUCUCUUAAUUGUAAACACUACAAAAUGUCAAAAUAACGAGAACUGACACAACUUUGCCUUAAAGAGUACGAGCCUGGAACUUGUCAUAUGAUGUUAGAGGAAGACUUGGGAGUGUCCACUGAUGUUUACGAUUUUAAUAUUUCUGAAGGCCGUUAUGGUGGCCUGGACAUGUGCUGAAAGCCAAACUUUUAAAUUUUUUGGUUUUUUUAAAAAAAAAAAGAAAUAUUUUAAAUAAAUCCUAUUUCAACACGGUGAAA